GACUAGAGCAGAUUAAAGCAGAUUACCUUACAUAAAUAUCUUUCAGAUUGUGAUUUCUCUCCCCCUUAACGUCCAUCUUUUGUAGAUGAAUGCUCCUCUGUCAGGAGGAGAAGGGGAGGAUAGCAUCAUGCUACAGUAUGCUCCUCUAUCAGAGGAGGUGAAGGAACAUGUUAUCAGGUUGUGGUUAAUCAGGAAAGAGUAUAAAUAGUGAGGAAUCAUGAAGGUCAUUGCACACCUGCAGAGAAAGCCACUGAGGUAAGACACACACAAACACACAAUCAAACUUAAACCAUACGUACUUUAGUUUGUACAGUUCAUGUAAUUUAUAGCAUUACAAUUUGAACGGAGCAUCAAAUCAACCACCCUCCGACUCAGUAAUAGUUCUUUCCACAGGCAUUCCGGUUGCUGAACAGCUGUCACAAACAAAUGUGUAUACAUUGUGUAUUAAAUGUAUCCAUAUGAGUGCAUUGUGCACAUAGUCCAUGUAGAUCCGUAGGGUUUUUGUCUUUUUCUGUGGCUGAUGUGUCCUUUGUGUUAAGGCAGGGAGAGGCCAAAGUAUUUGAUGGUGUCUUUAAAACACGUCACAAUACAGUUGAACUUGAACUUGAACUCAUGAUGAAAUGUUGUCGUCUUCGUUACAGAGCGUGACAUGGCGAUGUUUGGAAAGGUUUUGGAGCCGGUGGGCUACAUGCAGACGAUGCGGGGGCUGGUCCAGGGGAUCAGCUCUUACCUGGGGGGUGGGGCAACACAGGAGGAGGCAGCGCUAUCCAGGAAGAACCUGGACUACAUCGACCAGGAGCUGGGCGCUGGGAAACAAGGGCUCCUCCUUGACAAGGAGGUCCACGAACUGGAGGGGGACCUGGCAGUGGUGUACUACCAGCUCGGGACUGCGGUGCGCGCCGAGCCAGAGUUCACCCAGCGGGAGAAGGAGGUAUUCCUCCAGUACAUGACGGACUACCGGCUGGAGCGGCAGCUGACGGCUCUGCACGCCCGUCUGAUGGGGGUUACGGUGCUGACCCAGCAGCCCCCCCUGCUGGAGGAAAUGGUCCAGAACCAGAGGCCCAAACGAUGGGAGUUGAGGGAGUUCUGUGUUAAGAUCAACUUUGUGCUGGGCACCGGUCUGCUGUGUCUGCUGACCCAGGCGUCGCUGACGGGCCGCGACCAGGCGCUGCUCAUCCGGACCUGGUCCGAGCGCAUGGGCGCCCUCUAUCGCCGCAUGAAGACCACAGGCGGGCGCUGCUCCGGCUACUUCCUGGAGCAGGCGGAGGAGGACGUGAGGUCACAGCUCAACGCCGCCCAGGAGAACCGCGCCGCCCCCGACGCCGCCGCCGCCACCAUCCUCGACGCCCUGGAGAAGAACUACGACUGGCUCCGCUGGGCGGUGAUGCUGCACCCCGCCCUCCCGAAGGGGGAGGAGCCGCUGGGCGACGAGGACGGCGUGCCGGCCGAGCGGCAGCCCAAGCACUUCCUGUCGGUGGCGUCGGAGCCGCCGUGCCCCCAGGUGGUGGCGUGCUUCAAGGACCAGCCCACCUCACUGGAUAAGAGCCGCAUCCACCAGCUGAUCGUGGACCUGGAGUGGAAGAUCCCCAACCCGCCCCCGGACGUGUACGCCGCCAUAGAGAAGGACCCGGGCCUCGCCCAGCGCUACCUGGCCACCCGCAUGCUCAGCAAGCUGCAGGAGGGGCUGGGGCCGGGCGUGGCCGUGCACGUGGUGCCCGGGCGCAUGGAGAUGAAGUGCAACUUCCCGACCGCAUCGUAUUACCUGUACGAGUACAAACACCGUCUGGCUACCGGCACCGUGUGCGUGUUCGGAUAGAGAGGGAGGGGGGAGAGGGACAGAGAGGGACAGAGAGGGACAGAGAGGGACAGAGAGAGACAGAGAGGGACAGAGAGGG
Molecule: messenger RNA, 1895 nt
Organism: Gadus morhua (Atlantic cod)
Lineage: Eukaryota; Metazoa; Chordata; Actinopteri; Gadiformes; Gadidae
Exons: 4
Coding region: 650-1816 (388 amino acids)
Source: RefSeq, a predicted model, not a curated record